AAGCUCGCUCAAAGAGAUAAUAAAUACGUCACCAAAAGUAUCACCACUCAACGAAUCCAUCGCCAUUGCCAAUUUGCCAUGGCUAAGCUUUCUCUCUCCUUCUUUUUCGUAUUCUCUCUCUUCCUCUGUUUCUUAUCCACUUCUUCUUCUUCUUCUUCAUCGGAUUCCUUCGAAUCCUAUAUCGUCCAUGUACAGAGCUCUCAUAAGCCUUCCCUCUUCUCCUCUCACAACCACUGGCACGUCUCGCUACUCCGCUCUCUCCCUUCUUCUCCUCAACCACCAACGCUCCUCUACUCUUACUCACGCGCAGCUCAUGGCUUCUCCGCUCGUCUCUCCCCUCUCCAGACCGAAGCACUCCGUCGUCAUCCUUCCGUCAUCUCCAUCAUCCCAGAUCAGGCGCGUGAGAUCCACACCACUCACACGCCUGACUUCCUCGGUUUCUCCCAAAAUUCUGGUCUCUGGAGCAACUCCGAUGACGGCGAGGACGUGAUCAUCGGAGUUUUAGAUACUGGAAUCUGGCCGGAGCAUCCGAGUUUCUCCGAUUCAGGUCUCGGUCCUGUUCCAUCUGCCUGGAAAGGCGAGUGCGAGACCGGACCUGAUUUUCCCGCCUCGUCUUGCAACCGGAAACUAAUCGGAGCUCGUGCGUAUUACAGAGGAUAUUUUGCAGGGCAAGUGAACGGAACAAAACUGCAUGCGGCCAAGGAUUCGAGAUCGCCGCGCGAUACAGAAGGCCAUGGAACGCAUACGGCAUCUACGGCGGCUGGAUCGGUGGUUGCAAACGCCAGUUUGUACCACUACGCGCAAGGAACGGCGCGUGGGAUGGCGUCAAAGGCGAGAAUCGCCGCUUACAAAAUCUGUUGGAGCGUUGGCUGUUACGAUUCCGAUAUCCUCGCCGGCAUGGAUCAGGCGGUUGCGGACGGUGUUCACGUUAUCUCUCUCUCCGUCGGAAGUAGCGGUUACGCCCGGGAUUUUAGCAAGGACUCUAUUGCGAUCGGAUCAUUUGGAGCGACGAGGCACGGCAUCGUCGUUUCUUGCUCCGCCGGUAACUCUGGUCCUGGUCCCGAAACUGCGACGAACAUCGCUCCUUGGAUGCUAACCGUCGGCGCGUCCACCGUCGACAGAGAAUUCUCCGCAAACGUAAUCACCGGCGACGGGAAAGUCUACACGGGGACAUCACUUUACGCUGGCGAAUCUCUGCCGGAUUCUCAAAUGUCUCUGCCGGAAUCUCAAAUUUCUCUGGUAUAUUCCGGCGACUGCGGGAGCAAAUUGUGCACCACUGGGGAAUUGAAUUCAUCAUUGGUCCAAGGCAAAAUCGUUCUCUGUGACAGAGGAGGCAGCGCCAGAGUUGAGAAAGGAAGAGCCGUCAAACUAGCCGGUGGUGCAGGUAUGAUUCUAGCGAACACUGCCUCAAGCGGUGAAGAACUCACCGCCGAUUCGCAUCUAGUUCCAGCGACAAUGGUUGGGGCUAAAGCUGGAGAUCAAAUCCGCGACUACAUCAAAACAUCAGACUCUCCCACCGCAACAAUCAACUUCCUCGGCACUAUGAUCGGACCAUCUCCGCCUUCUCCCAGAGUCGCUGCUUUCUCCAGCCGUGGACCAAACCACUUAACACCGGUUAUACUUAAACCGGACGUGAUUGCGCCUGGAGUCAACAUUUUAGCCGGUUGGACCGGACUGGUUGGUCCAACCGAUUUAGAUAUCGAUCCAAGACGGGUCCAAUUCAACAUCAUCUCCGGUACAUCGAUGUCGUGCCCACACGUGAGUGGACUCGCCGCACUCCUCCGUAGAGCUCAUCCCGAUUGGUCACCAGCGGCAGUCAAAUCCGCACUCGUAACAACGGCUUACGACGUCGAAAAUUCCGGCGAGCCACUCGAGGAUCUCGCCACCGGUAAACCGUCGAAUUCGUUCAUCCACGGAGCUGGGCACGUCGAUCCAAAUAAAGCUCUGAAUCCUGGUUUGGUUUACGACAUUGAAGUCAAAGAGUACGUGGCUUUCCUCUGUGCCGUUGGAUACGAGUUUCCGGGGAUUCUAGUCUUCCUUCAAGAUCCAAGUCUUUACGACGCCUGCGAAACGAGCAAGCUCAGAACCGCCGGAGAUCUCAACUACCCAUCGUUCGCCGUUGUUUUCGGAUCGUCCGGAGAGGUUGUGAAAUACAAAAGAGUUGUUAAAAACGUGGGAAGCAACGUCGACGCGGUGUACGAAGUCGGAGUAAAAUCUCCGGCGAAUGUUGAGAUUGAUGUGUCUCCGAGCAAGCUAGAGUUUAACAAGGAGAAGAGCGAGUUGGAGUAUGAAGUGACGUUUAAGAGCGUUGUGCUUGGCGGAGGAGUUGGAUCGGUUCCGAGUCAAGAAUUCGGAUCGAUCGAAUGGACUGACGGUGAUCACGUGGUUAAGAGUCCGGUGGCCGUCCAAUGGGGUAAGGGAUCAUCAUCAGCUCAGUCCUUUUGAGUUCUGAUUGAUGAUGGCUCGUCUGGUUCUAUCAUGUUUUCUUCUUCAAUGGAGAAAAAAAGACAUCUUUGUUGGGUUUGUUUUAAUGGGCCGAUCAGUGUUACUUCAUUAUUGAGCCCUCACUGAACAGGGUUAGAUUAGACCCACUAUGCAUUGCGUGGGGUGAAUGAGCUGAAAAUUCGAUUGGCAUUUGUAAACUUUAGAUUCUUAGUUUGAUUUUCAUGCAUCCAAAUGUUUCGUAAUAAAACAUUCGAUUCUGAUUCGAAAGCAGAAAAAGAAUCGUUUUGGAUAUGAUUUGUUUUUUAUUAUAAUAAAGAUUAUCAAAAACUUCAAUC
Molecule: messenger RNA, 2780 nt
Organism: Camelina sativa (false flax)
Lineage: Eukaryota; Viridiplantae; Streptophyta; Magnoliopsida; Brassicales; Brassicaceae
Source: RefSeq, a predicted model, not a curated record